Messenger RNA from Penicillium antarcticum, 1254 nucleotides. Its product is annotated as MFS transporter. Gene Ontology annotation, biological process: transmembrane transport. The transcript has 3 exons. The record is from RefSeq and is a predicted model, not a curated record. NCBI's taxonomy places the organism in Eukaryota, Fungi, Ascomycota, Eurotiomycetes, Eurotiales, Aspergillaceae. The coding region runs from base 1 to 1254 and encodes 417 amino acids. Gene Ontology annotation, molecular function: transmembrane transporter activity.
AUGACCGAGAAGGCAUCCAUCGGAGGAGGGAAACCUUUCCCGGAAGCCCUUCCAGACUCAGAUAACUAUGUUGUCGAAUUUGAAGGAGUCGAUGACCCCUAUCAUCCACAAAAUUGGAACCUAUCAAAGAAACUAUUCACAUCCACCCUCGUCUGCUCUGGGACAUUCAUAGUCUCCCUCACAAGUGCAAUCUUUGCACCAGGAAUCGACAAAGCAAGCAAAGAGUUCGGCGUCGGAAAAGAAGUCGGAAUACUAGGAACAACCCUCUACGUCUUGGGCUUCGCGUCAGGUCCCCUGAUCUGGGCACCUGCCUCAGAGCUUCGAGGAAGAAAAUGGCCUCUGACAGCCGGCAUGCUGGGCGGCGGCAUCUUCACCAUUGCAUCGGCUGUUGCUAAAGAUAUCCAGACUUUGAUCAUUUGUCGGUUCUUUGCUGGGUUGUUUGGUGCAAGUCAGUUGACUGUUGUGCCUGGUGUACUGGCGGAUUUGUAUAGCAAUGCCACUCGUGGUGCUGCGAUCUCGCUGUAUGCUUUGACCGUUUUUCUUGGACCGUUUAUUGCUCCAUUUACUGGUGGCUUUAUCGCUUCCAGUUAUCUAGGUUGGAGAUGGACUCUUUAUAUCCCGGCCAUCUUUAGUCUUUUCAAUGGAGCUAUCAGUGUCGUUUUCUUGAGUGAGACUUAUCCGCCUUGUCUUCUUGUGACGAAAGCUGCUGCUAUUCGCAAGGAAUCAGGAAAUUGGGGAAUACGUGCCAAGCAGGAAGAACUCGAGAUUGAUGUGGCAGAUCUCGUGGAGAAAUACUUCACACGACCCGUGAGGCUACUCUUCACAGAGCCGAUUAUCUUGGUGGUGUCGCUGUACAUGUCGUUCAUUUAUGGCCUUGUCUAUGCUCUUCUUGAGGCAUACCCCUUUGUCUUCGAGCAUGUUUACGGCAUGUCUCCUGGAAUUGCGGGUCUUAUGUUCAUUGGACUCAGUAUUGGUGUUGUGCUUGCCUGUUCAUUCAUCCUGUUUCAGCAGGUCACAUAUGCGAAGAAACUGGAAGAGAACAAGGGUGUUGCAGUACCCGAAUGGCGUCUAGCGCCGACACUAUUGGGCGCACCUGUUUUUACAAUUGGCCUUUUCUGGUUCGGCUGGACUGGAUUCACAUCCUCCAUUCACUGGGCGGCACCCGCUGCGGCUGGUAUCUUCAUUGGAUUUGGCGUUCUUUGCAUCUUCCUUCCAUGUUUCAACUAUCUCGUUGAUUCUUAUCUGCCCAUGUAA